Dendroctonus ponderosae (mountain pine beetle) is the source of this 1988-nucleotide messenger RNA. Its product is annotated as organic cation transporter protein. Gene Ontology annotation, biological process: transmembrane transport. The record is from RefSeq and is a predicted model, not a curated record. Lineage: Eukaryota; Metazoa; Arthropoda; Insecta; Coleoptera; Curculionidae. Gene Ontology annotation, cellular component: membrane. Gene Ontology annotation, molecular function: transmembrane transporter activity. The coding region runs from base 200 to 1912 and encodes 570 amino acids. The transcript has 10 exons.
UUUACCAAUAUUAAAAUUAAAUACAACUAGAAAUUUAUUUAGAUGCGGAGGUUCUACAUGCUUUAUUCUUGCAUUUUGCAUCUAGUUUAGUCGCGAUUAAAACACUUUUUGCCGCCCACAGCUUACAGCUUUCACUUAUUGGCGGGAACAAUUAUUGUCUUACAGUUUUAUUUGCAUGUAGGUACCAGUCUAGCGGUUAAUGCAUUUCUCUUGCAGUUCUUUCUUGAAUAUGUCCGCGAAUUGUGAAAGUGACCGUGACAAAGACCAAGAAGCAAGUUUACCAGCAAACACUGACAAUGAUAGAAUUCAAGAGACAAUUGGCGAUUUUGGAAAAUGGCAGUUAAAAAUAUCGAUUUUAAUGUCGCUGAUCAAAUUUCCGAUCGCUUGGUUCCAAAUGAGUAUUGUUUUUUUGGCACCACCUACUAAUUUUUGGUGUAAAAAACCAGACAUUUAUGAAAAUCGCACGGAUGAGGAAUGGCAAAGUUUAAUUAAACCAGCUGCUAAAUAUAUCAUGCAAACCGGAAUUAAUCGGGGAUAUUGCUUCAUGAAAAAUUUAACAGCAGAUUACAAUAAUAACACCCAGGAACUAAUCGAAUGCAGCUCUUUCAGCUACAAUAGAUCCGUAUUUGUGUCGACGAUCACUUCGGAAUGGGAUUUAGUGUGUAGCCGGCAGAAGUUAAUGGAUAUGUCUCAAGUUACUUUAAUGAUAGGAGUUUUGCUAGGUAACAUAUUUUGUGGAAUUUUGGCUGACAAACAUGGUCGCAAGAAUAUACUUAUGGUUUGUCUUCUUCUGCAGUCGGUUCUUGGGAUAUUCGCAUCAAUAACCCCGUAUUUUCCGCUAUUCGUCUUUAUAAGAUUUUGUCUUGCUUUGGCCAAUGGAGGCACAAUGGUGAUAUCCUUUGUAAUGUGUAUGGAAGUUGUGGGCGGUAAAUGGAGAACAAUUGUGUCCAUUUUAUAUCAAGUACCGUUUGGAUUUGGAUAUGCGUUGCUUUCGGGAAUAGCAUACCUAUUGAGAGAUUGGAGAAAUUUCCAUUUUGCUAUCAGUCUAUUGUCAAUGUUAUAUGUGGGGCUUUACUGGCUCGUUCCAGAAUCCCCACGCUGGCUUCUAGCUAUCGGCAGAACUAAAGACGCCCAAAAAAUUUUGAUAAAAGCAGCGAAGGAAAACAACAUUAAGUUGAUUAACAUGGACGAGACUUUUUCAAAAUCGGUUAACAGACUAACUAGCCGAGAUAAUCGAAAAACUAUUAAGUUCAAAGACCUCUUCUCAACGAGGGAGUUAAGGAAAAGGAGCUGUCUAAUAAUUAUAAAUUGGUUCAUCGCGGGUAUGCAAUUUUUCGGCUUUAUUCAGUAUAUAGGUUAUAUAAGUGAUAAUUUGUUUUUCACUGUGGCUGUUGGAGCUUUAACUUCUCUGCCAGGAACGGUUCUGAGUGUUUUCCUCGUAAGUAAUUAUGGAAGGAAAUUGACAAUUAUUUACGCCUUCCUACUAACUGCAUCGUGCUCAUUUUUGAUACUUGCGUUCCCUAAAGGAGCAUUUUCAUUUGACUGGCCACGAAUAGUACUAGCAGGCACUGGAAUUAUUGGAAUAUCAGUUUCAAUUCCAGCAAUGUAUCUAUUUACAGGAGAACUUUUUCCAACAGUUCUCAGAAAUUCUGGAGUUGGUCUUGCAAUGAUGUUCUCUCGACUGGGAUCUAUUAUUGCUCCAUUGCUGGUUUCUUUGCAAAAUGUUGCACAUUUUCUACCCUUACUAGUUAUGGGAAUUGUAGCCAUUAUUCAAGCAGUUUUGGUGCUGUUCCUACCUGAGACCCAAGGAAAAAAACUACCUGACACGAUUGAAGAUUUAGAGAUUAGGAAAUACCAUAGCAACAACGAUGCGCAAAUGGAUGAGGAAAGAAAAAAUAUACCCUUGAUUUAGGAGGGCUUAAAAAGAACCACCAAACCAUAAAAAUAUUCUUGUUUCGAUUCUGGUCCAAAUAAAUGUUUUAAGUUUA